Entelurus aequoreus (snake pipefish) is the source of this 1804-nucleotide messenger RNA. RefSeq names its product somatomedin-B and thrombospondin type-1 domain-containing protein. Bases 652 to 1473 code for a protein of 273 amino acids. Lineage: Eukaryota; Metazoa; Chordata; Actinopteri; Syngnathiformes; Syngnathidae. The transcript is spliced from 8 exons. The record is from RefSeq and is a predicted model, not a curated record.
CAGGAGGUAUGUCAUUGCGUUAAUACACCUAACGUCUUGAUCGUUUCUAAUCAAUUAAUUCAAAGAAUAUGAGUGUGUGGUUUCAUGGAAGUUAAAUGACCAAAGUGCCGACGGCAACGAGACUCGUCUCAUGACAUCUUAAAGGAUGCCUGUCAAUCAAAUCAUCUAGUACGGAGGCUGUCCGACGGACUUGAAGAUGACACGUCAAGGCCUCUUGAUGAGCUGGAAACCUUGCAAGCGAGAGAUCAAGCUACCAGGUGAGGAUAGCGUGCACAUGCCCACCGUAAAUUCCUAACUAUGAAGUGUUAUCAGCACCAAUGACAACUGAGGAAUUCUGAUGUACAGGCAGUGGACUAAAGUAUUGGGACGUGGAAGUAAAUAGCGAGCUUCCGUUUGUGUUAGGUGUCAUCAUCAGGACUUUGAGUGGACUGUGGUCCAAACGGCCAUCGGAGGUCACAGAUUGGGAAACGUGCAGGCGUGAUGCAAGGGCCCGUGAAGCAGGGAGGGCAGAGAAAACACUCCUCCCUUUCUGAGCCCGCAUUGUCUCCUCCUGAGUGUGCACACAUGCCAUAGGACAAGCGGAAGGAGAAGACCUGGGAGUGUCAUGGAGGAAUUUGAGGUCGCCGGGGGCCGUGCCACCUUCUUCUGGUCAUGAUCCGGCAAACAUCAACGUUCAUCAUGGCUUCCUCUGUGAAGUUCACCUACUUGUUGCUGCUGGUUUGCAGCCUGGGAAAGAAUCACAUGAUGUCUGGAGGAUGUUUGGGCAAAUGCUGUGGUGGCGGCAGAGACAUGAGCUGCACGUCCACGGACUGGAGGAUGGACCGGGUCUAUGGGACGUGUUACUGCGACCAGGGUUGCACCGCCACACAGGACUGCUGCUUUGACUACUUCACGCUGUGUCCAGCACAAGCCUGCUUGGUGAGCGCUUGGAGUUUCUGGAGUGGUUGUGCUGAGCCGUGCCGGCCUUCCUUACGGCUCAGAAUCCGUCAAGUGGAGGAGCGGCCCAGCAACAACGGAGAGUCCUGUCCCAGCCUGCAAGAAAGAGCCGGCUGCAUGGACUACAGAGACCACCAGGGACACCCAUGUGGACUCAACUCAGGUCCGGCAUUCAUUACCAGCAUGGAGUUUGGCAAAGGAAGACCCAAGCAGGACAGGAACGGAAGUCCUCUUGAUCCAGGUUUCUGUGUGGAAUUCUCCUUGGAGUCCCGCUCACCUCACUGCACGGUGGAAAACAGGCCACACACACACUGGAUGCGCUACUUCACUGAGGGCUUUACCGUGUGUGUGGCGUGCCGCCCGCCCGCCAUGAGCAACAGCAGCGGCGGUUGCCAAGGAGAUGGCCAGGAUGUGGACAGCGAGGCGCUGCUGCGCUGGCAGGCGGUGGGCAACCCUCGAUGCGGUGGAACAUGGCGGAAAAUCCAGAGGCGGCAGCAGUGCGACUGUCCACCACAGCACAGUUUCAUCUUCAUCUAAUGACACACGCAUGUCACUUCUUCUUAUCGACUUACUGGGUGCGGCUCAGAAUAUAUUCAGGGAUGGGUCACUUUAUUAGGUACACCUGCUGUGCAGCUGUUCAUAAUUAAGCUAAGCAUUAUCUUCAUGUACACAGCUCCUAAAAAUGCUUCUUUUGUAUUUUAUUCAUUUAAAAUGUAUUUUUUCCAUUUAUUUUCUGUAUUUCAACAUGAAAACAAACCAUGUCUUUCUUUACAAAUGACGCCUUCUAGUGGCAAGUGCACCUACUACAGCAAUAAAAUAUACUGUAAUGGGUGCACUUAUUAAACCAUACUUGCCAACCUUGAGCCCU